GAAAGAGGGAAAACAGAAAUAUUUCAAUAUAAGGAGGGAGGAGAAGACCUUAAUGAGAGUAAUAAAUAAUAAUAUAAAAAAAUAUAAUAAUAAACAAAAAGAGAUACAAAAGAAAAUAAAAAAUAAAAAAAGAAAAAGAAAAAGAAGAAAGAAAGGAGGAGAAGAAGAAGACGAACACUGUUAGCAGAGAUCGAGCUGCACAUGAAGCAAAGUGCAAACUGAGUUUUCAGAUUUCUAUACAAAUUUCUGAACUGAACUACGUUGUACUCACUGUUCAAUCAAUUGAUCUCUUCAUUACUCAAAGUUCGAAGCUUUUGGGGUUUCUCGAAGCAAUGAGGGUUUUCAGAUUGGUGCAAGUGAUGUAAUGUUUGCUUCGUUUUGUUCCACGCAAGCAUUGGUUUUGGAACCUGAAGUUUGGUUUUUGAAACUUAGGGUUUUGAUUUUGUAUUAAAUUUGUUGAAUUGGGUUUUGGUUUAAGGGAUUUGUGUUUGGGGUUAGUUUGUUUUUUCAAAGGUUUGAAUUUGAUCUCUAGGGUUUUUGGGGUUGGGGAAAUUGAGAUUUGGCUUUGCAUUGUAUGUGAAUUUUGGGCAUAAGGGUAUCUUUAUUUAGAUUCAAAUUGAAGCUUUAUCUAGUGAUUGUUCUGAUAUGCAGAACUUGUUGUGGUGGUUGAUUUGUGUUCAAUGAUGUGUGAGUGGAUAAUUUUUUGGUAUUUUGGGAAUAAAUUUAACUGCAAUUUGACUCAAAUUGAGGUUACUGGUGGUUGGGUUGUUUUCUGAUUUUGUUGGAUGGUUUAUGAAUCUUUUUGUUGAGAAAUGCAACCUCAGCAGAGCUCAAGAAUCAAUUUGGGUGAGUUGAAAGUACUGAUUGUAAAGAAGAUUGGACCGGAUAAGUCAAAGCGGUACUUUUAUUACCUAAAUAGGUUUUUGAGUCAGAAAUUGAGUAAGAAUGAGUUUGAUAAGUUAUGUUUUCGGGUAUUCGGGAGGGAGAAUCUUCCGUUGCACAACCUUUUUAUCAGGUCGAUUUUGAAGAAUGCCUGCCAAGCCAAGACUCCACCAAUAGUCCAGCCAUCGGGUCCUUCGAAACUGGGGGCACGUGUUACUAAUUUAUCACCCGGUAGGGAAGAUGGUCAUGAACGGAGUGUUGCUAAUGCUAACUUCCAAAAUCAUAAUAUUUCUGUUUGGUCAAAUGGGGUUUUGCCGGUGUCCCCGCGUAAGUUACGGUCUGGAAUGCGUGAUCGGAAGCCUAAAGAUAGACCAAGUCCCCUAGGACCGAAUGGGAAAGUUGAUUCUGUUGCUCAUCAAUCCACGGCUACAGAAGACAGUGGUAUUAAGGAGAAUGGAACUUUUACUCCAUGUGAUUAUCAGCGACCAAUACAACAUCUUCAAUCAGUUGCUGAGCUACCUAAGAAUGUAGGGGAUGCUAUGCUAGGACUAGGAGAAAAACCAAGAACACAUGUCAACGGGUUGACAGAAAUAUCAACUGUGGAAGAUGGAGAGGAGGUGGAGCAAUUUAAUCGCCUCAAUUUUGCCAGAAGUCCUCUGAUAGCACCACUUGGAAUUCCUUAUUGCCCUGCAAGUUUAGGUGGGGCCCGCAAAACAUUGCCUGUGAAUAGCACGGCCGAUUUUGUUGGUUGUUGUGACAGUGGUAGGUUAUCCGAUACAGAUAUGUUGAGAAGGCGCAUGGAGCAGAUUGCAAUGGUACAGGGUCUUGGAGGUGUUUCUAUGGAAUGUGCAAGUAUGUUGAAUAAUGUGUUGGAUGUAUACUUGAAACGGUUGAUCAAGUCUUGUUUCGAUAUAGCGGGAGCUAGGUCUGCAAAUGCACCGACAAAGCUCCCUAACUCAAAGCAGCAGAUUCAUGGGAAGAUCAUUAAUGGCAUGUUGUCAAAUAAUCAUUCACAUAUGCAUAGUACUGGUAGGUUGGCAGAAUCUGAGCCUGAACACAGACACGAGUUCUCUGUAUCUUUGCAUGAUUUUAAAGUUGCAAUGGAGCUAAAUCCACAGCAACUUGGAGAAGAUUGGCCAAUACACUUGGAGAAAAUUUCUAUGCAAUCGUUUGAGGAAUAACACGUCAAUAAGUUUUCUUUUUUUCUUCUUUUUCUAAAGCAAAGGUCUGUUUCUUCUGGUUCAAAUAGCACGGCAGUAGUUAGUGAUUAUCGCCGUACUUUGCUCUGUUCAUAUUGCUAGGAUGACCAGAUGGCUCCCAAAACGGGAGUUUUCUAGCCCUUCCAGGAUCAAAUGCUAAUUUCAAGCUAGGAUGGAUCAGAAAUAUAUUUAACUGCAACCAAGGGUAUUAUCAAAUGAAACCCAGGGUUGGUUGCACUGUUGUAUGAUUAGCAUUGAUAUUGGCUGUAUUGUUGCUAUUGCAGAAGAUCUCGAGGUUUUUGUUUGCUUUACAGCCAAUGAAGAGACCUAGAAAAAGUUUUGUAGUGAUACUAUUGUGUAGCUGGGAUCAAGGGACUGUGACAUGUAUAAGAGCUGAAGGCUUGCUCUGUAUGUAAUUUUAGAAUAUGACGAUUGAUUGAAAUUCAAUAUUAAUAACACGUCAACAUCUAUUGAAAUUUCCUUGAUGAUGAUGAUGGUAUCAGUUUUAUGGUUGAACUCCGUGGUGCCAAAUUUGACAAAUAUCUGAAUUAGCUUUUUUUUUUCAUCACGUAGAUCUGUAAGUUACAUGUCCCUUUCAGUUCAAAUUACUUUUGGUGACAAUAAAUGAAUUUCUGAUUAUAUGUUA
Molecule: messenger RNA, 2727 nt
Organism: Cicer arietinum (chickpea)
Lineage: Eukaryota; Viridiplantae; Streptophyta; Magnoliopsida; Fabales; Fabaceae
Biological process (GO): regulation of transcription by RNA polymerase II
Cellular component (GO): SAGA complex
Molecular function (GO): transcription coactivator activity
Source: RefSeq, a predicted model, not a curated record